Molecule: messenger RNA, 1943 nt
Organism: Tachysurus fulvidraco (yellow catfish)
Lineage: Eukaryota; Metazoa; Chordata; Actinopteri; Siluriformes; Bagridae
Product: protein ALP1-like
Exons: 3
Coding region: 87-1418 (443 amino acids)
Source: RefSeq, a predicted model, not a curated record
UAUAAUUCUAAACCUGUUUAAAUGCCAAGCUCGUGUACUGAUGUGACGUCUCUUUACUGCGCCGGAAGUUAGUUUGUUUACUAACAAUGGCGCGUGAGCUGUCACUGAUAUCCAGCGUUGACUCGGCGAGUAUGUUGUUGCUUUUCCACACGUUUUCAAAGCAGUUAAUGUUGUGUAACGGAUUGCUGAUGUCACACCGGCGUGUUGCGGAUAUAAAAAGGUCGCUGGAUGAGAAGGUUGAGAGGAGCAGGAGGGGAUAUGAAGCGUCCCGGCGCAGAUCUCGGAGACGCCAUGUGAGGCUCAGAGCCUUGGUGUUGUGUACAAGACUCCUCCAUGUGCACGGGCAUGUGGAGAGACGAGUGUGGAGCAGAGAGAGACCCAAUGGAGAAGCGUUCUGGUCUAAUGUCCUGGCUAACUUUGAUGAUGAGCAGUGGGUGGAUCACUUCCGUAUGUCUCGGAGGACAUUUGAGCUCCUCCUAGAACUUGUGGAGGUGAAACUGAGACGCAAAUCCACCCGCUGGAGGAAAGCGCUGGAGCCCCGGCGCAGGCUGGCCAUCGUGUUGUGGUGGUACGCGACCCCGAGUGAAUACAGGACUAUCAGCUGUCUCUUCGGUGUCGGACUGUCCACUGUGUGCACGUUAGUGCGCCAGGUCACGUCUGCCCUGAACACUCUGACUCUCACACACUUUAUCUCUCUGCCACAAGGGGAGAUUCUUCAAAACACGCUCAGGGGGUUUGCAGGACGCGGUUAUCCCAUGUGUGCUGGUGCGAUCAGUGUGACCCACAUCCCCAUCAGCUCCCCGAGACAAAACCCAGCUGCUUACUUCAACAACAAAAAGUGGCACUCCAUUAUAUUGCAAGCAGUCGUGGACCACAACAUGUGUUUCUCAGACAUAUACGUUGGCUAUCCUGGUCGCACACACAAUGCAAGAGUGUUGGCUACUUCACCACUGUACAAGAAGGCAGAAGAACAAGAUGGAUACCUGUUCCCUCGUGAGGACGCCUUGACCGUGAAUGGAGUGGAGAUUCCUGUUCAUCUCAUCGGUGAUGCAGCGUAUCCGUUAAAGAAGUGGCUGAUGAAGGGCUACACAGAUGAACACUCUCUUACUCCUGAACAGCGCCACUUCAACAGCCAGUUAAACUCGGCUCACAUGGUGGCGGAAAAUGCCAUGGGGCGUCUUAAAGGUCGUUGGAGGUGCCUGCUCAAGCGCAACGACGUUGAUGUCGCGUUUAUGCCCGAGAUUGUUACCGCUUGCUGCAUCCUACACAAUGUGUGCGAGCUGAACACGGAGGAAUUCCUGCCUGAGUGGACUGCAGGUGCUGAUGAAGUCUUACAACAGCCUGAUACGGAUAUUUAUAGAGACACAGUGAUGGACAGCAUUCGAGCUAUUCGUGACACAAUGGUGACAAUUGUUUGAGAGCAGGAGCUAGUUGUGAGUGAAACAGAACAGUGAAUCUUGCUCUAAAUUUGCACAGGGAGCUGAUUUUUGUUGCCUCUGGUCUAGUUCAUCUAAUCAAGAGUCUUCAUCUGAACUGUCAGGAGAAAGGCAAAGACAAAAUCUCUGAAAUGUAGAAGCAAAUCAAUAAAAAGUUUCCAAUCCAGCACUUGUAACAAUUGUUAAAUGUCUCUCCUUGCUCAGCCCCUAGACACCUUAUCAGCAGAACAACUUCAAGGUCGCACAGCUGCAUAAACCCUGGGAAGAUCUCAAAAUCAUGACUGUGGCUAAAAUAAACGGAAAAAAGUCUUCAAGACACUAACACGCACAUCCCUAAAACUCCCCUCUGCCAACUACAGCACUGACUAUGAAAUCCUGAUAGCCAGAUUGAUUCAGUUCCCACACAAACACAGAGCUUCCCAAAGAUACCAUCUCCAAUCUUACAGAAGAAACACAAAUGUUUUUUUAGGCUGUUCAAAACACGCCAGUAAAAAGAAAAUCCAAGGA